AUGCAAUGGCUACUAACAAAGUUAACACUAAUAUGUCUCACCACUACCAAGUUCACCCGCCUGGCAGCCGGUGCACCCAUUCCUCUACCAUCACCAUCACCCACUACAAUCUCAACAGCAGCCAACACCCACAUCAUGAAGAACACCAACAACGACAACCCCAAUCACAAUGACCACAUCCACUCCCUCCUCAAAUUUCAGUGGCUCGCCUCCCUCCUGAAAAAGCUCUCGGCUCUCACUCUCCGCGACUACUUCAUCAACCUCAGCGUCCUCAUCUGCAUUAUUGCGCUCUUCGCCCUGGCAUACCGAAUCGGCAGCAACACAAUGCGCUGCCAGCGAUGCCGAGUGGACCGGGCCGCUCAGCGCGAGGAACGGAAAGCUCGGAGGGCGUAUAAAGCCGCUGCGAGGAGGCAUCGAUGGAAGCAAUGGUGGGAAGGGAAGACUUCUUACUAUCAGUAUCAGUGCCAGGAUCAGGGGUUCGGCUAUGAUGAUGGGGCGGUUGUGAUGGGGUCUGUUCGUGUGCGGGAAAGGGAUGUGGAGAUGGGAAGGUUGUCUGAUGAUGAGGGUGAGGGUGUGUUUGCUGUGGCGGAUGCUCCUCUUCCUGUUACUAUGCAGGCGGAGAUACAUGGUUUCAGACAGGCGUUGGAGUAUGUGGGAGAAUUGGUGAGGGAAAGUGCACCGCCGCGGGCUAAGGUGGCAGUGGAUCAGGAAGUGGGUGGUUAUGAUGUGGAUGUGGGUGUGAAUGGGAAGGGUGGAAGUGGAGAGGAGUCGGAUACGGAGGCAUCGUCAACGGUCGGGUUGGCGACGGUUACUUUGUCGACGGGGACGAGUAGCUUGAAGAGUGUGGAUUGUAAGUCGUUGUCGGGGACAAUAGAUACCCUGGAUAGUAUGGGGUCGCCGCCGCCCAGCUAUCAUUCAUGAGGGACUAUGGUUUCAUGUGUAAUAAUACUAAUCGUGGAGCAUGGGAGUUCAGGAUAUGGUUAUGGAUCAUGGCAAAAGGGUGGUUUUGGUAUUUCAUAAUGUUUAAUAUUACAAUGAAAUGGUGGGUGAACGGCAUGCAUAUAGAAACAUUAGACGCAUCGCUCACACCUUUGUCCGCUUGGCUGCUUCUUCGUUCUCGGCUUCAUCUUCUUCAUCUUCCACCGUGAGCUUCCGCUUUACCCGCUGAUCUCUGCUGCUUGCCUCGCCCAGGACAGCGGUUGACUCUGGGGUAGCAAGCACACCAGACUCCUCUUCUUUGGCCUUCAGUGCUUCCUCGCGGGCGUUGAAGGCCUUGAGAAGAGCAUCAUAGCCCUCCUCGACGUUCGUCACGGUCUCCUCCAGCUUCUCGACGCGUUCGCUCGAGUCCAGUUGGAUGAGUAGA
Molecule: messenger RNA, 1363 nt
Organism: Aspergillus neoniger CBS 115656
Lineage: Eukaryota; Fungi; Ascomycota; Eurotiomycetes; Eurotiales; Aspergillaceae
Exons: 2
Coding region: 1-921 (306 amino acids)
Source: RefSeq, a predicted model, not a curated record